Molecule: messenger RNA, 748 nt
Organism: Pimephales promelas (fathead minnow)
Lineage: Eukaryota; Metazoa; Chordata; Actinopteri; Cypriniformes; Leuciscidae
Source: RefSeq, a predicted model, not a curated record
ACCUUUUAAUGUGUAAUCCUUAGGUGUUGAUCACCCUUCAAGAGGUGUUCCAAGCUGUGCAGUCUGCAGAGAUGGCCACCAAACUGCGUCCCCUGUGGUGGGAGGCGUGGCAAACUCUGGGCCGUGCCCAAAUAAGUCUUGGCGAAGUGGAGCUAGCUGUACGGUCCUUCCAAGUGGCAUUGCACCUGCAUCCGUCUGAGCGCCUCCUCUGGGAGGAAGACCUAGCCUGGGCCUUACAGCUCCGGGAGAAGCAACAAGCUCUCCGUGAAAAGGCGACACAGGAAGAAGAAGCCCGAAGGCUCCUUGUGGAAGCUCCAGAGCUAAAGAGCGAUUAUGAUUUUGAAAGCAAUGAAGUGAUUGAGGCUUGCACAGCCAUGGCUGAUAGACUUAAAAAAUAUGAGGACUUAAAGAAAACGGCAGUUGUUGUGAACACAUGUGGGGUGACCAAAGAGGUGGUUGUCGAGGAUGACAACAAACCCACUUCAUCCUCACAAAGUGAUUUAGUCAAGGCACGAGGACUCUGAGGGAAACGGAGGCUGCUUUUGUGUCUCCUCAUCUGUGUAUUUUGUUUAGAUUAUGUUUGUACUGUUGAUUUGAUAAUCCAGGGUUCUGGUUGGCUUCCUCAUAGUGUUCAGCACAGUUGUUCAGUGAACUUGUAAAGUGAGCGCAAGAUUUCCAGAAGAAUCUGAAAUGCUUCUGGAUAAUUUUCUCUCAAAAAAAGAGCAUAAAUUUCCUUCCUUUUACUGAA